AUGUCGACCCCGGAGGAGUCUCCAGCCCAGCGGGCCGCACGCCUGCGUCGUGAGCGCCGCGAGGCCAAAAUCAAGGAGGGAGGCUCUGCGCGCUUGGACAAGAUCACCAGUCUCAGCGGCCGCAAACCUCAAGCUGAUCGUGAAGAUGCAUCGCCAUCCCCUCAACCCGCAAUCUCUCCAUCUCCUUCUCCUCUCCCGCAGACCCGUCUCUCGCCGAGCCCACAGCCGAGCAUACAACCGAGCAUGCAGUCGAACAUGCAGUCGAACAUGCAGUCGAACAUGCAACCGAACAUGCCGCCUUCACAAGACUUCCAAGCCCAGCAGGAGGCCUUCCGCGCCAUGCUCAGACAGGCUGCUCCCGAGGAAGACCAGGGCCAACAGCCCGACAACAUGGCGGAGGAUCCAACCAUGAAACUCCUUCAGUCUUUGAUGGGAUCUAUGCAGGGUGACCCGAAUGCGCCCAUGCCAGGUGGUCCUGGUGGCGCACCCGGCGCUGCGCCCGAACAGGCCCCAUCUGGAUUCUCACCAGCGGAUAUCGCAGGCGCACUUGGUGUGCCGCCGUUCCUUGCGAGCAUGCUGGGCGGUGGUCAACAACCAACCGAGUCAGAGCAGAAGAUAAUCAAGAUCUGGAAGUCGCUGCACAUUCUUUUUGCGCUUGGCAUGGCUACGUAUUUGCUUUUCGUCAUCAGUGCAUCUGUUGCUAUGUUCGGUAGCGCCCCGCCCAAGCCUGCUACGGCCCAGAACCCUUUCUUGAUCUUCGUUACUGGAGAAUUACUCUUGACUGGCGGUCGGGUAGUAUCGUGUGGGAAACAGGGUGGCAUAGGAAUGAUCAUUUCGCUCUUCAAGGACUUUGUGCGUGAUGGUAGCCUCGUUGUGUUCGCGCUGGGUCUGGGAGCGUGGUACCAUCGUGGAUGGCAGACUGUCGAAUACUGA
Molecule: messenger RNA, 933 nt
Organism: Penicillium atrosanguineum
Lineage: Eukaryota; Fungi; Ascomycota; Eurotiomycetes; Eurotiales; Aspergillaceae
Exons: 2
Coding region: 1-933 (310 amino acids)
Biological process (GO): retrograde vesicle-mediated transport, Golgi to endoplasmic reticulum
Source: RefSeq, a predicted model, not a curated record